AUGAACCACACACUUUUUAUUAUAACUUUGUGAUAUAUCAUAUCAUAGAAGAAAAAUGAGCCUCAAAGGAAAGUUGGUUUCUGAGAUAAACAUCAAGUGUGAUGGAGAUGUUUUUUAUGAAGUAUAUAGGCAGAGGCCACACCGUACCUCUAGCAUGUCCCCUGAUAACAUACAAAAUGUGGAUGUUCAUGAAGAUGGGAAAGAAAUGGUGGCAAAGGAUAAAGUCGAAGAAAUAGAUGAAGAAAAGAAGAUGAUGAAAAAAAGGAUAAUUGAAGGAGAUAUAUUGGAGGAGUACAAAUCAUUUUACGUUACUGUUCAUGUUGAGACAAAGGGUGAAAACAACUCAGUAACUUGGAUUUUGGAAUAUGAAAAGAAGAAUGCUAAUGUGCCAGAUCCACACACGCUCAUGGAAUUUCUCCUCAAUGUAACCAAAGAUAUUGAGAAUCACCACAUCAAGUGAUAAAUAAAU
Molecule: messenger RNA, 469 nt
Organism: Solanum verrucosum
Lineage: Eukaryota; Viridiplantae; Streptophyta; Magnoliopsida; Solanales; Solanaceae
Product: kirola-like
Exons: 2
Coding region: 56-460 (134 amino acids)
Biological process (GO): defense response
Source: RefSeq, a predicted model, not a curated record